ACUUAAUUCAACUGGACCGAUUACUGUGUAACCAAAAUUAAUUAAUCCUAAUUUAAGAAUUGGGUUAAGUCAAGGUCGUUGACCAAACAAAAAAUAGUAAGACUUAGACCAUCUCCAUCAGUGGGGAUGGUGAUUUGGAGUGCUUAACAAAAAGAAAUUAAUAUUUGAAUGUGUUAAAUUUAUAUAUGUUAAUUUAAUUACUUUAAAAAAAUAUUUGCAAAUGAAAACAAAACAUUUGACACUUAUCUUUAAGUACCGGUUCCGAAAACAGAAUUUAGAGAAGCUCACCUAAUCUACCGAUGGAAAUGGGCUUAGGUCACGGUGACAUCAGAACAAUCUACUGUUCAUAAACAGUCCACUUGAGAAAAUUCAAUGACGAUUUGUCAAAUGAGUCGACCACAAAGAGAUUGAAAACAAAGUUGAAAGUCAGCUUCCGAAAAAUUAUAUCUUUCAAGACUCGAGGCCUUUAUUUUAAGACAUUCAAACAUAUUAUACGAACAAAAAAUCAAAAUGGUGAACUUAUUAGUAUCCUUCUUGUGUGUACUCAUAAGCUCUGUCUCCGCAGAUAAUUGCCGUAACAGCUCUGGCUUCUUCGCACCCGAUGGUACUUACGACUUAAACCGACGAGUCAUGCUCACUACCCUUCCUUCUAACGUCACAGCUAAUGAUGGCUUCUAUACGACGUCGGCUACAGGGCAAGAUCCGAACAGAGUAUACGGUUUAGGGAUGUGUGUCCCAGGUACUGAUGCACGAUCUUGUUCUGAUUGUAUCAUGGCGGCCUCUAAUGGGUUGGUACAGAAUUGUACUACUCAGACAGAAGCUAUAGACUGGAGGAUGCAUAGCAAUACACUGUGUCUUGUACGCUACUCAAACCGCUCGUUUUACGGAUCGCUCGAUAUGCAAAUUUUACGCUAUGAGUACAAUACAAGAGAUAUUCAACCUAACGUGACGGACUUUGACAUGACAUGGGAGGCGUUGAUGAUUGGUUUAAUACAAGAUGUUCAUGUUUCGUACUACGCUGCUGGAACACAAACGGUUGAGUCUACCAACACCAACCUUUACAGUUUUGUGCAAUGCAGUAGAGACUUAUCUCUUCAAAACUGCACCCGGUGUCUACAACAGAACGUGAUUUAUUAUAGAUCAUAUUGCUCUGGGAGCCAGGGAGGCAUUGUUUCGAGGCCGAGUUGUUUCGUUCGAUGGGAGAUUGAUACGUUCUUGGGACUUUUCGAUAACAGUCCUCCUCGUGAAAAGGAUAAGAAAAUUGUUUCUACAAGAACUAUUGUGGCAAUUGUAAUUGUUCCUAUAAUAUUGCUUGCUCUAGCAUUUGCCAUUUGGAGGAGGAUAAAAGCGUAUAAAACAUUUACGACUGAAAACGGUUAUUUCUCGUCUGCAAAGAGAUUAAAGAAGACUUAUGAUACUGCACCGCUAGAUAACGCAGUUGGGGAUGAUAUUUCAACUUCAGGUUCCCUUCAAUUCGAUUUUAAAUGUAUCGAAGCUGCAACAAGUAAGUUUCGUAAUACUAACAAGCUUGGCCAUGGUGGAUUUGGUGAAGUUUACAAGGGGACGUUUCCGAAUGGAACAGAGAUUGCUGUGAAGAGACUAUCUAAAACUUCAGGACAAGGUGAAAGAGAAUUCAAGAACGAGGUUCUUCUUGUAGCUAAACUUCAACAUAGAAAUCUUGUUAGGCUUCUUGGGUUUUGUGUCCAAGGAGAGGAAAAGAUACUAGUCUAUGAGUUUUUGCCCAACAAGAGUCUUAACUACUUCCUCUUUGGUGACUCAACAAAGAGGAGCCAAUUGGAUUGGACAAGACGAUACAAGAUCAUUGGAGGUAUCACUCGAGGGAUUUUGUAUCUUCAUCAAGAUUCGCGACUGACAAUCAUACACCGUGAUCUCAAAGCCAGCAAUAUUUUAUUAGAUGAGGAUAUGAACCCGAAAAUUGCGGAUUUUGGUAUGGCUAGGAAUUUUAGAAUGGACCAAACGGAAGAUAACACAGGAAGAGUAGUUGGAACAUUCGGUUACAUGCCUCCCGAGUAUGUGACAAGUGGACAGUUAUCCACAAAAUCUGAUGUGUAUAGCUUUGGAGUUUUGGUUUUGGAGAUUAUUGGUGGAAAAAAGAAUAGUAGCUUCAACGAGUCAGACGGCUCAAUAAGCAACUUGGUCACAUAUGUAUGGAGGCUUUGGAACAAUGAUUCAUUGCUGGAACUUGUAGAUCCGGUCAUAGGAGAUAACUAUGAUAAGUAUGAAGUCAUCAGAUGCGUCCAUAUUGGGUUAUUAUGCGUUCAAGAAAAUCCAACAGAUCGUCCGACCAUGUUGACAAUAUUUCAGAUGCUUACUCAUACUUCAGUUACUCUGCCUGUGCCUGAACCUCCUGGAUUUUUCUUCAGGGCCAGAUCAGAGAAUAUCCCAUUAGCUGAGAGCUUUCAGCCAGGUCCGUCCACUAGCAUGUCCAUUGCUUGUUCUGUAAAUGAUGUAUCAAUCACGUGUGUUAGUCCUCGUUGAAGGCCAGGCUAUUUUUUUGAAAGGACUUAAACAAACGAAGAGCUCUGUGAUAAUUUCUUCUUGUUGAUAGUCGUAACUGCUAUCCUAAUCUCGGAAGAACUGUAUCAGUAACUUACAAAUCAAAGCAUGCACAUUAAUUGCUUGAGGUAUUAGUCCUUGUUAUUGUCUUUGUAGGGAAACAGUGUUUUUUUUUUGUAACACUUAGAGAAACAAUGUUUAACUGGACAUUUUACCAGUCAUAUAUCAAUGCUUCGAAAAAGAAAAUCGAUCUCCUUAUGAACUGAAAAUGAUUCGAGUAUACCGAAGAUUAUCAUGUCUCUAAAUCUUAUAUGUAACAGUCUACAAUCAUAUUAUAUCACAUCAUUUUUUUUUUUUGAAUAGAUUUGUAUUCAACGAGGAGUUAUUUGAGUAAUGGAAGCCUCGUCUACGGAACACGUGACAACCGCAUC
Messenger RNA from Brassica napus (rape), 2948 nucleotides. Its product is annotated as cysteine-rich receptor-like protein kinase 24. Gene Ontology annotation, biological process: protein phosphorylation. Lineage: Eukaryota; Viridiplantae; Streptophyta; Magnoliopsida; Brassicales; Brassicaceae. The record is from RefSeq and is a predicted model, not a curated record. Gene Ontology annotation, molecular function: protein kinase activity; ATP binding. The coding region runs from base 511 to 2499 and encodes 662 amino acids. The transcript is spliced from 8 exons.